Molecule: messenger RNA, 1437 nt
Organism: Pestalotiopsis fici W106-1
Lineage: Eukaryota; Fungi; Ascomycota; Sordariomycetes; Amphisphaeriales; Sporocadaceae
Exons: 1
Coding region: 1-1437 (478 amino acids)
Biological process (GO): fluoride transmembrane transport
Cellular component (GO): membrane
Molecular function (GO): fluoride transmembrane transporter activity
Source: RefSeq, a predicted model, not a curated record
AUGGACGGUCAAAGCGAGUUGCGUCGGCAUGCUUCGACUGACGACAAGACUGAUCAUGGCCCCUCGCCAAUCUCCAGCGACCAUCAGCGUCAGCCAUCUUCAUCCGGGGCCGGUUAUGAUGUCCCAGACGAGUUCGUGAACGUUGCCGAGGUAUCAAGCACUGGACCUGUGCAAAAUUGGGACGAGAGGCGAAUCUAUCGUCAUGAAUCUCUCGAAGAGUCGCGCAGCCGUGAUCAAGAGUACAUGCGAACCCAAGCGGCGCAACGUAGAUCAUCCACCAGGAGUGCUCGCGAGACGGUCCCGCAGAUUGACGAGGAGAAGCAGGAUACCAAACCCCAGGUUUCCAAGCUCGCCACUCAAAUAUAUACCAUUUCGUACCUCAUAUUAUUCUCAAUCUUCGGCACACUCGCCCGACUUGGGCUCCAGGCUAUAACUUUCUAUCCGGGAGCACCGGUGGCCUUCAGCUCAGUUUGGCCCAAUUUCGCUGGCAGUCUUGUCAUGGGAUUCCUUUCCGAGGACAGAAUGCUCUUCCGCCAUGAAUGGGGCACCGCAACCUAUGACCAGCAACUGGCAAAGGCGCAGAAUGAAGAUGGUGGUGAUGUCGAUCUAGUGGCGGCCAAAAAGGCGCAUUUGGCCACCAAAAAGACAAUCCCCAUGUAUGUCGGCUUGGCAACUGGUUUCUGCGGCUCCUUCACGUCAUUCUCAUCAUUUAUCAGAGAUGUAUUUUUAUCUCUUUCGAAUGAUCUGCCCAGCCCUGAUCUGGGCAAUACAACAAUUUCUCGCAAUGGAGGCUACUCUUUCGAGGCAUUAUUGGCAGUGAUUCUGACUACAGUCUCACUCUCUCUGACAGGGCUAUUUGUCGGUGCGCACUUGGCCAUUGCCUUGGAGAAGUUCACUCCAACAAUCCCUUUUGAGACAACGAGAAAGGUAGGCGACCGAAUCGCGGUGUUUCUAGCGUUCGGCUGCUGGGCUGGAGCCAUCAUACUGUCCGCCAUUCCACCGGACAGGUUCUCUCACGGCCUCGGGGCAGCAGAGACAUGGCGGGGGCGUGCGACGUUUGCACUAGUCUUUGCACCGUUGGGAUGUUUGGCCCGUUUCUAUGCGUCCAUGUAUCUGAAUGGAAAGAUUGCUUCGUUUCCACUGGGAACUUUUGCGGUAAACAUUGGUGGCACAGCCAUAUUAGCAAUGGCAUGGGACAUUGCUCACGUCCCAGAUGGCGGCGUGAUUGGGUGUCAAGUGCUUCAAGGCAUUGAGGACGGGUUCUGCGGGUGUUUGACAACUGUCUCUACUUGGGUGUCGGAACUAGCUGCUCUAAGGAGGAAACACUCGUAUUUUUACGGUACAACCAGUGUUGUUGUAGCAUUGGCUUGCAUGGUUGCCAUUAUGGGCGGACUCAGAUGGAGUCAAGGAUUUGCCGGCCUGGUGUGUCUGCACUGA